UCCGUUCCUUCAGCAUACAUACAUAAUUACGACUAUUAUUAUUAUUAUUUUUAUUCUUAUCUUUCGUUUCUUUCCUCUUUCUGUUACAUACAUACAUUCAUACAUACAUACGCUUACAUACCCUCUCCACCCCUACGGACUAACCCGCCCCAGACGUGACUCUCAACUCACAUCAUCCUGCAUUCGUCCUCUCUCUCUCCUCCCCGACUCUCCCGUGUUUUAAGCAGCCUUUUUCGCUCCCUCGUCUACAAAUGUCCAGCAACCCCCACGAUUUCAACGACCCUAAUCGACAGGGACAGUAUCCACCGCCGCAGUGGAACGCUAGUCAACCUGAGGAUAACCCUUCCGCUCACUACCCUCCAACCUCUCAAUACAAUUACCCUCCAGCUUCCUAUCCUCCUCCGGCUGGAGAACACCAGUAUCCACCCCCACCGUCGCAGUAUCAAUCCCAAUCGAAUAUGGCUGCCAUUCACCCGCACGUCCAGGGACCCCAGGAUGCCUAUCGACUCCCUCCGCCGCCGGGUGCCUACCGUCCUCCAGAUGUAUACGCCCAAGCACCACCUCCUCCUCCUCAAGUUGUCUACCAAGCCGCGGCCCCACGACAGAGGACUGCCAUCGCCUGCCGUUAUUGUCGGAGACGCAAGAUUCGAUGCUCCGGGUUUGAGAGUUCGCAGGAUGGACGCUGCAGCAACUGUAUUCGCUUUAACCAGGAGUGCAUGUUUACUCCGGUCUCUUCCCAGGCCCAGGCCUUUGUUCCAGCCCAUGCAGCCUACCCUCACCUGAGAAACCCCCAAAAUCAAGCACGUGCGGGUGCGCAAGGUGUGAUGCUCUAUGGUGCCCAUGGCCAGCCUCUCCCACCUCAACAACAACCUCAGCCAGGACCCGAGACUACCCUUCCACCACCUCAAGGAAUGUAUCAGCAUUCGUACGGCAAUGCUCCACCGCCCCUUCCAUCCGUGCCGCAAGACCAUAGAUCUACGGGCCGUCGGGGCUCCGGCUCUGGGUUUGAGUAUCCUGAUCCUACCAACCUUGCUCCGGUCACCCCAGCCACCUCCGCUGGGUAUCAGUCACAUACGGCGCCUUAUUACCCUCCACCUCCACAUGACCGUCGCCCUUCUCCCCAAUCUGCCUAUCCCUACGACAGCCGUCAUUCAUCCUCUCCUCAUGGCUCGCCAUAUCCCCCUAUCCACCAUAGACAAGGGGCAAUUACCCCCCCACCCACAUCUAUCCCCGGUGCUUCCGCUCGAAGUGGUUUGAAUGUGCGAGAUAUGUUGAAUCCAGGCGAUAAUCAAGGUCGUUCUAGUACCGACAGUGAUAUGCUCAAUGCUCUGAAUCGCCGGGGGCUGAACCAGUAAAUACCACCAGUCAAUUUCGGCUCGGGCUGGGUUUCAUUUUCACAUCGACGUGAAAAUGGAAUUGCGAACGGUCUCACUGGAAAAUGGUUGGUGAUGGUGGAGUGAUGCAAUUGAUACUUGUGGAAAGGCUGUGUGCUGGCCACACAAUUCUCCCACGUUUGGAAACCUUGAAGCUCUCUAUGUUCUUUUUACCGGUCCAGAUCACAGCGGCUGUUAUGGGGAAACGAAUGCAACAAGAAAAAAAAAUUUUACAUGAAAAAAGGGUGGGAAAA
Aspergillus ochraceoroseus IBT 24754 is the source of this 1627-nucleotide messenger RNA. Its product is annotated as Zn(II)2Cys6 transcription factor domain-containing protein. The coding region runs from base 252 to 1355 and encodes 367 amino acids. Gene Ontology annotation, biological process: regulation of DNA-templated transcription. Gene Ontology annotation, molecular function: zinc ion binding; DNA-binding transcription factor activity, RNA polymerase II-specific. Lineage: Eukaryota; Fungi; Ascomycota; Eurotiomycetes; Eurotiales; Aspergillaceae. The transcript has 4 exons. The record is from RefSeq and is a predicted model, not a curated record.